This is a messenger RNA of Lottia gigantea (owl limpet), 3615 nucleotides long. RefSeq lists its product as hypothetical. The record is from RefSeq and is a predicted model, not a curated record. Gene Ontology annotation, cellular component: ubiquitin ligase complex; cytoplasm. The coding region runs from base 1 to 3615 and encodes 1204 amino acids. NCBI's taxonomy places the organism in Eukaryota, Metazoa, Mollusca, Gastropoda, Lottiidae. Gene Ontology annotation, molecular function: ubiquitin protein ligase activity; ubiquitin conjugating enzyme binding; zinc ion binding. Gene Ontology annotation, biological process: protein polyubiquitination; positive regulation of proteasomal ubiquitin-dependent protein catabolic process; ubiquitin-dependent protein catabolic process. The transcript has 2 exons.
AUGUCAGUGUCUUUGGUUACCCUUUUGGAUACAAUUUUGGGCCCCCAUAGUGAACGCACAAUACUAUCCAUUGAAGACGAACCGAUCUUGGACCUUGAAAGCACAACCCUGAACUUUUCCGACAUCCAAAAAGCUGAACAGGCGUUCAAGCAACUUCGAGAGUUAAAUUGUCAAAAUCUGCUUUGUACUUGGAAUCCUGUAGACAGGCGCAUAGAAAGUUUGAAGAAAUAUUUUAACGACUUUGAGUUGCAUUCUUCUGACAUUUUGAAAACUCACCAUGAAAAAAUCUACAACAUCCCAAAACAGUUGGAAACUUGUACGUUUGAUGAAAAGGAAGCCUUAAAGAUGCGAGAAGAAGAGCUCGUAAGACAACUUAAAGAGUUCACAAGUUUUUCAAAAACGGUUCGGAAAUCUCUUCGUCGUUCAAUUCUGUUGGAAGAUGAUCAAUCGCCAACUGAUGCGGCGAUCCGAACAGCGAUUGAGACUCUGGAAGAACUCGGUAGCAUCAAGGAUGAUAGGAUUACAGACGUUGGGAAAUGGUUGGUGAAGAUUCCCCUCGAGCCGCGAUUUGGUUGUAUGAUUAAAAAGGGAUAUCAAAUGGGGUUCGCCUAUGAUACUAUCGUAUUUACUGCUUUAUGUAGUUCCUCGGGAUCAAUAUUCUAUCGCGGCAGCAAUGAGCAACAGAAGAAACGAAGCGAUUUGAAGAAGCUGACAUUUUGUGACUCUAAGGGGGAUGCUUUUACUUAUUUAAAGAUCUACAAGGAAUGGCAGCAAGUGCCUGAGAAUAAGAAGAAUAAAUGGUGCUUUGAUAAUGCCCUUAAUUCCAAAUCACUUCGAAGGGCCAGAGAAUUGGUGAACGAGAUAUGUUCUAUUUUUAAACAUAACUGGUCCAUCGACGUAGAGAAAAGUUUUUCCAGCGAAGUGGAACUUGAGGAAGCUCUCCAUAAAAUUAUCCUGUUUGCCUUUUACGCUAAUAUUGCCCAUUCUCUGGGCCACAUUAGGAUAGGCUACUACAUUCCUAACCUACGGCAGAGAGUCUUUAUCCAUCCUUCCUCUGUCCUGAACGCUUUGAACGAUUCCAGUCAGUGGGUGGUGUUUAUAAACAUUCUGAAGACUUCAAGAGAUUAUAUUACCGUCGUGACGCCUGUAGAGGAAUCGUGGAUUCGGUGGGUCACUCUUUUAAAGACCAAACAAUUUGAUAUCGACGAGGCCAAGAGGAAAUCAGUGUGCUCAGUUCGUAAUCAAUUUUUCGGUUCCACAACAUAUUCAUUCUUUGUUGGUCCUGCAUACACAAACCUUAGAGCUUAUGAAGAUUUACUAUACGAAUCAGUACAAGUCCCUGUGGUCAUUGAAGCUGAUCGAAAAAUUGGGGAAGUCAAAUUCAUCUGCGGAUUUAAUGCGGCGUUACCUGGUGAUUUGGUAGAUGACUGGAUUGCCGAGGCAAGAAGUCACGUUAUACAAAGGACUGCUGAAUAUAAAGUAGGUUCGAGUAACCAGGGUGGUGGAGUUCGAAUAGUCCUUGGUUUGGGUGGUGAAGGUCAGUUUAUUCUCAUGCCUGACGAAUUUCGAACUGUCCACAUCAAAUCUUGGGACAAGGAAACUAGUAAGGAGACGGUGGUGGACAAGUUUAAAAGAUUUGGACAGAUUGUAGACUGUUGGGAGGACAAACGAUCUUACUAUAAUUGGGGUCGGGUGAUGUUUUCUACUCCCGAAGCUGCUGCGGAAGCAGUAAGAAUAACGCAAGAUGAUCCUAAAGGUUCAGCUGCACCGGAAUUCAAGAUUAAAAAACACGCCUCCUUUCAAUAUCAAGCAACUAUUGAGUGGUUGAGACGGAAACCAACUGGAAUAGUAUUUGUGGAAAUGGAUUAUUCGGAGGCGAUGUCGUUGCAGUCACUUCGCGAAGUUCAAAUACUUGGCCAAUCAUGCGGCAUCUCUUUGGAUAAGAAGAAGCCGGGUUCCUUACGUCUUCAUGGUGUGCCAACAAUUAUAACAGAACAUGACAUCCACAAUUGCUUUCCACACUAUUCAAUUAAUAAGAUCAACAUUUUAAGAGAAAAAACUUAUACGAAUUCGAACGAACUUCCAAACUUCCAACAACAGAUACGCGAUCAGUUUCAAGAAUUCGAUGAGGAUAUGAAAUUUGUUGUGGAUGUCAUGAAGCCACAUGACAAUAAUAUUAACUUCAAAGCGUUCAUAAAGUUUGACGAUGUUUCUCAAGGCACAAUGGCUUGUGAUGCUUUACAAGAAAGAUUGACAAUAAAUGGUCAAAAAGCAAAAGUUGUACCAACAUUAACGACGUCUUUAUCUGCGUCAGAGCAUGUCUACCAAUUACUAGAAAACAAGAUUCAAGAUUUUUUAGCCGAAUCCAAAGAAAAUGGCACCGAAUUCAACGUAAACAUAAAGCAAUCCAAAACCGAAAGACGCGUACUUUACAUAUCAGCUUUGAAUUCGAAUGAUCUCGUGCAGAUCCGGAUUGGAUUAUCAGCCGUAAUGCGAGGGCAGGUAAUUGAAUGUUGGCGCAAUGAGAACAAUCGGUAUUUAUUUAUGAAAUCAGGCCGCAAAUUCAUUCAUAAUUUAGAGAAGAGGACCAAUACCAUUUUUCAACUGGAUAACAGACAGCUCACUUUGAGAGUUUUUGGAAUAGAAAAUAACAUACGUAUGGCCCAAAACGCAAUUGAUCAGUAUGUUCGAAACAUGGUUGAAGUCGGUAGAAGUCGGGAAAUCAAACUGGAUGGCGAAUCUAAGCCAAAAGGCUUGAUAAAAACCCUGGUGACUCGCUAUGGUUUAGAACUGGAGGAUUUCGUACAAGAGUCUGGAUUACAGUCUGCUAGUUUGAACCACCGUAAUAAAUCGCUGAAGAUUUGUGGUGAUUCAGCGACUAUGGAAAAGGCUGCAGGAUUUAUCGAGUCAUUGGCUGCUGAACUGAGGAGUAAAACCACGAAGUCGGAAAGGGAGGAGUUUCCGGAGUGCUGUGCUUGUCUGUGUCCAGUUGAAAGUAUGGACCACAUGUACCGAUUAGACGCCUGUGGACAUGUAUAUUGUCUCGAAUGCAUCAAGCAGCAGAUAAAUGUAGCUGUUUAUAGAAAAGAGUUACCGGUCUUGUGUGCUGACUGUCAAGACCCACUUGUUUGGUCAGAUUUUGAUUUCUGCUUCAAACGGCUGCAAAUCAAUCCUUUAGAUUUAGUGAAUACAGCCGUGUUUGUGUACAUGACUAAAAACAAAGAUGGCUACCAACAUUGCCCCACCCCUGACUGUCCAGUGGUUUAUCGCAUUACUGAGAAGGGGGAUAUUUUCAUCUGUAAUGAAUGUGAAAUGAGGAUCUGCACCUCCUGCCAUGUUGAAUAUCAUGAUGGUUUGACAUGUGCUAUGUUGAAGAGUUCCUUGGCUGAAUCAGAAUUGGAGAAAUAUUUGACAAAAAAUGCAUCAAACGUUAAGAAAUGUCCGAAGUGUUCUACCCCAAUUGAGAAAAUAGAGGGAUGUAACCAUAUGAUUUGUAAUGCAUGUAAAAUCCAUUUCUGUUGGCUUUGCUGUGAGGCCUUUACUACAGAACAGUCCACGUAUGAUCACUUGACUGCACAACAUGGAGGGAUAUUUGACUAUCCGGAUGUUUUGUAA